UUUAAGUUAAGAAGGCUGUGUAAACAGAUGGUCAUAUAUCUAUAUAGUGUUCUAAGGUAACGAUACUUGCAUUGGGACUAAACCUGUUAUUUAUAAAUUGUUCUGCUCACAGGUAGUAUACGUUUGAAAAUGUCACAUACGGCCAAAGCAGGCUCUUUCGAAUCGCUGAACCCUCAUAUCAGCGAUGCUACGCUAGACAUUGUGCAUGCCCUGGGCUUUGAGCGCAUGUCGCCUGUGCAAGCGGCCGUUAUACCACUUUUUACUACGAAUAAGGAUGUCAUUGUGGAAGCAGUAACGGGCUCAGGCAAAACUCUGGCAUUUGUGAUUCCCAUAAUCGAGAUCAUUAAGAAACGCGCUCAACCUCUGCAAAAACAUGACGUUGGAGCUUUGAUCAUUCUCCCCACGAGAGAGUUGGCGACACAG
Messenger RNA from Sphaeroforma arctica JP610, 423 nucleotides. RefSeq lists its product as hypothetical. The transcript is spliced from 2 exons. Gene Ontology annotation, cellular component: nucleolus. The record is from RefSeq and is a predicted model, not a curated record. NCBI's taxonomy places the organism in Eukaryota, Ichthyosporea, Ichthyophonida. The annotation marks the transcript as partial. Gene Ontology annotation, molecular function: ATP binding; nucleic acid binding.